This is a messenger RNA of Nanorana parkeri, 1946 nucleotides long. RefSeq names its product protein inhibitor of activated STAT 1 (gene PIAS1). Gene Ontology annotation, molecular function: SUMO ligase activity; transcription coregulator activity; zinc ion binding. NCBI's taxonomy places the organism in Eukaryota, Metazoa, Chordata, Amphibia, Anura, Dicroglossidae. The coding region runs from base 27 to 1946 and encodes 639 amino acids. The transcript is spliced from 14 exons. The record is from RefSeq and is a predicted model, not a curated record. Gene Ontology annotation, biological process: regulation of transcription by RNA polymerase II; protein sumoylation.
UGGCGGACAGUGCGGAACUGAAGCAAAUGGUUAUGAGCCUUCGUGUAUCUGAGCUGCAAGUACUUCUAGGAUACGCUGGACGCAACAAACACGGUCGCAAACACGAACUCUUGACCAAAGCUCUGCACUUGUUAAAGGCCGGCUGCAGUCCCGCUGUACAAAUGAAAAUCAAGGAGUUGUAUCGGCGGAGGUUUCCCUUAAAAAUCCUUACACCUGCAGACUUUUCACUACCUAGUGUGCACUCCAGCACCAUGCCAACCAACUUGUCACCAUCCUCCAUUCCUCAGCUUUCAUAUGACAGCCACCCUGCCUCUUCCCCAAUGCUACCAGUCUCCCUUCUUGGGCCCAAACAUGAACUGGAUCUUCCUCACCUCACAUCAAACCUUCACCCUGUCCACCCGGACAUCAAACUGCAGAAACUGCCCUUCUAUGACCUGCUGGAUGAACUUAUAAAGCCUACGAGUUUAGCCUCAGAUAACAGCCAGCGAUUUCAAGAAACAUGCUUCGCGUUUGCAUUAACACCACAACAAGUCCAGCAAAUCAGCAGCUCAAUGGAUAUCUCCGGAACAAAAUGUGAUUUUACAGUUCAAGUGCAGCUCAGGUUCUGCCUUUCAGAAACCAGUUGCCCCCAAGAAGACCAUUUCCCACCAAACCUGUGUGUAAAAGUAAAUGGGAAACCCUGUAAUUUGCCAGGUUACCUUCCACCAACCAAAAAUGGGGUUGAACCAAAGCGACCAAGCCGACCAAUCAAUAUUACCUCACUUGUACGUCUAUCCACAACGGUUCCGAACACCAUUGUUGUGUCGUGGACGGCGGAAAUUGGACGUAAUUUUUCACUGGCUGUUUACCUUGUCAAGCAGUUGUCGUCGGCCAUCUUAUUGCAGAGGCUACGGGCGAAAGGGAUCCGCAACCCAGACCAUUCCAGAGCUCUCAUUAAAGAGAAGCUCACAGCUGAUCCAGACAGUGAAAUUGCAACGACCAGUUUACGGGUGUCGCUCCUGUGUCCGCUGGGAAAGAUGCGUCUGACCAUCCCUUGCCGGUCACUUACCUGCUCUCAUCUGCAAUGCUUUGACGCUACCCUGUAUAUCCAGAUGAAUGAAAAGAAGCCAACCUGGGUGUGUCCUGUGUGUGAUAAGAAAGCACCGUAUGAGCAUUUAAUAAUAGAUGGCCUCUUUAUGGAAAUUCUAAAGUGCUGCACAGACUGUGAUGAGAUCCAGUUCAAGGAAGAUGGCUCCUGGUCACCUAUGCGGUCUAAGAAAGAUGUGCAGGAAGUAACAAACUCGUAUAAUGGAGUGGACAAUGGGUGUAUCAGCAGUACGGUGGAGCAUCAGGUGUCCUCACAACAAUCAAGCAAAAAUAGGAGGGUAGAGGUGAUUGAUCUGACGGUGGACAGCUCUUCAGAUGAGGAGGAGGAAGAGCCCUGUGCUAAAAGGAGUUGUCCAUCGAUAACCCCUGCUUCACCUCUCAGCAACAAGAGUAUGUUGACUCUGCCACACCAAGGUUCUCCUAUAUCUCGGACUCCCAGUUUGCCAGCUGUGGAUUCAACAUAUAUGAACAGCCCUCUGAUCCAGGACUACAGGCACCCCUUCCAUAUGACACCUAUGCCGUAUGACCAGCUAGGAUUGGACUUCUUUCAGUUUAUGUCUGGAGACAACCAACAUUACAACACGUCCCUCCUGGCUGCCGCAGCAGCUGCUGCUUCUGAAGAACCAGAUCUUCUUCAUUCAUCGCGAUUCUUCCCUUACACCUCCUCUCAAAUCUUCCUGGACCAGCUAAGUGGGGGGGGGAGCACCACUCUGCCUGCGACCAACGGAAGCAACAGUGGCAGCAACAGCAGUUUGAUAUCCUCGAACAGCCUCCGUGACAGCCACGGGGCAGCCAGCCGGGGGCCAGCAGACAGCUCUUCUCUGUAUGGCAUAAUCCCAGAUGUUAUCUCUUUGGACUGA